Molecule: messenger RNA, 2167 nt
Organism: Hippopotamus amphibius kiboko
Lineage: Eukaryota; Metazoa; Chordata; Mammalia; Artiodactyla; Hippopotamidae
Gene: DNAJC9
Product: DnaJ heat shock protein family (Hsp40) member C9
Exons: 5
Coding region: 768-1550 (260 amino acids)
Cellular component (GO): cytoplasm; nucleus
Molecular function (GO): heat shock protein binding
Source: RefSeq, a predicted model, not a curated record
CUCAAUAGUUGUGGCUCACGGGCUCUAGAGCACAGGCUCAAUAGUUGUGGCACACGGGCUUAGUUGCUCCGUGGCAUGUGGAAUCUUCCCAGAACAGGGCUCGAACCUGUGUCCCCUGCAAUGGCAGGCGGAUUCUUAUCCACUGCGCCACCUAGGAAGUCCUAAUGUUUUUUUAACUUGCAGGGCUCAAGGGGAAAGUCCCUUCCCAGCAGUCCCAACCUGUAGGUUGCAAAGUUAUUUGGGCCUCAGAGCUCUGUGUACUCGUCAGAUCAAAUCUGGAAAAGAACAAAUCUGUUUAACCUUUAGGUUAAAUUUAAACCAUGUGAAAUUGCCAAAUGCCAAUGUUACGCUGUUUUUUACUGAAAAAAAUGCAAAACAGCAGUGCAUAGGUUCAACCUAAUAUGCACGUUCCUUAUAUUGUUGCAUAAGCUGAGCUGGGACGUUGGGGAAGAGGUAGGUGUGAGACUUCUAGAGUAUCGGGAGGAAGGCCGCGGAGGAGAGGGCGCGGGGGAAAGAGGUCCCCGCGCUAGGAGAGAUAAAGGACGCCGGCUCCGCUUCCCUCCUCCAUCCUGGCCGAUGCAAGCUUGGCCACGCCCUAGUUUGCGGCCGCCGUAAAGUGUGGCGUCGUGGCCCCGCCCCUUCCUGCGCUGCUUGUGACGCCGGCGCCGUGGGCUUUUUGCGCGGGAAAAGGAAGCGGACGGGAGCUCUGGUCAGUGUUGCUGGCUGUUUUUGCUGAGGCAGCCACGCGCUCCGCACCGCUGCCGGCCAUGGGGCUUCUGGAGCUGUGUGAGGAAGUAUUCGGCACCGCCGACCUCUACCAAGUGUUAGGCGUGCGGCGCGAGGCCUCAGACGGCGAGGUCCGACGCGGCUAUCACAAGGUGUCCCUGCAGGUGCACCCGGACCGGGUGGGCGAGGGCGACAAGGAGGACGCCACCCGCCGCUUCCAGAUCCUUGGGAAGGUCUAUUCCGUUCUGAGCGACAAAGAUCAGAGAGCAGUGUACGAUGAACAGGGAGCAGUGGACGAAGAUUCUGACGUGCUCAGCCAAGAUCGGGACUGGGAGGCCUAUUGGAGAUUACUCUUUAAAAAGAUAUGUCUAGAAGACAUUCAGGCUUUUGAGAAGACAUACAAAGGUUCUGAAGAAGAGCUGGCUGAUAUUAAACAGGCCUAUCUGGACUUCAAGGGUGACAUGGAUCAGAUCAUGGAGUCUGUGCUGUGUGUGCAGUACACAGAGGAACCCAGGAUAAGGAACAUUAUUCAACAAGCCAUUGAUGCCAGAGAGGUCCCAUCCUAUAAUGCCUUUGUCAGAGAAUCAAAGCAAAAGAUAAAUGCAAGGAAAAGGAGGGCUCAGGAAGAAGCUAAAGAAGCAGAAAUGAGCAGGAAGGAGUUGGGGCUUGAUGAAGGAGUGGGUAACUUGAAAGCAGUCAUUCAGAGCAGACAAAAGGAUCGGCAAAAGGAAAUGGACAAUUUUCUGGCUCAGAUGGAAGCAAAGUACUGCAAACCUUCAAAACGAGGAGGGAAAAAAAUGACUCUCAAGAAAGAAAAGAAAUGAUGGAAUUUUCUCUUCAAAAGUCCUUAGGUGUUAACUGAUGCCAUUGUAGGCAAGGUACAGUCAAGAUUUGAAGACAGAAGUUAACCCUUGAGAAAAGUUGUCUUUCAAGCCUAAAUUAUUCAGAUUGACUAUGUAAACCAAACAGAAUCUCUCAGCCUGAUCUUAGUAUAUCUUAGAAACACCCUGACAUUCUGUGAGGUCCUCCUGUGAAGGAAUUUGGUGGUGAUCAUUGAGGGAGCAGGAGGGUAUAUGCUUCCUGAUAGCACUCUUCUAUGGGUCUUCUGUACAAGGAACUGUAUCUAGAAUGCAGAUCUGUCCCUACCACCUUUAGCAGUUGUCAUUUUGCCACACAGGAGUGAGCUGCAGGGUAUUCAGUAGUGUGCGUUUAUUAGAACAGGUAUUCUACCUAGCCUUCUGGACACUUUCUGGACAUCUGUCUUCCAAAUACUUGCCAGUUUGCUUUCAUUCUUUAUGUUCUUGCAUAGACCCUCUCCUUUUUGUUUUACUCAACCAAGUUUUGCACUCUGCUUGAAGUAUAUAGGAGAAACGGGUGUUCAGAUAACUUUAAGCACCUUUGUAAGAAGUAUACGUGAUUACAUAAACAAGUAAAAAAUUAC